Messenger RNA from Chelonia mydas (Green sea turtle), 1687 nucleotides. Its product is annotated as zinc finger protein 239. The record is from RefSeq and is a predicted model, not a curated record. Gene Ontology annotation, cellular component: nucleus. Gene Ontology annotation, molecular function: RNA polymerase II cis-regulatory region sequence-specific DNA binding; DNA-binding transcription activator activity, RNA polymerase II-specific. Lineage: Eukaryota; Metazoa; Chordata; Testudines; Cheloniidae. Gene Ontology annotation, biological process: regulation of transcription by RNA polymerase II. Bases 366 to 1490 code for a protein of 374 amino acids. The transcript has 3 exons.
CCAUAGAGCGCGGGCUCCGCCAGGGAGCAGAGCGGCCCCGAGCCAUAGAGCGGAGCGGCGCUGGGCGGGCUAGAGGGGCUGCGGAUUAACCAUAGAGCGCGGGCUCCGCCAGGGAGCAGAGCGGCGCUGGGCGGGCUAGAGGGGCUGCCUCGGACUCCAGAGCUGAGCCGCCCCGGCGGGCUGAGGGGCCGCGCCCGCCGCUGGCCGCCUGGGAUCCGAGGAUGUUCAGUGAGGCUGAAAGCUGCUCUGGACCCACAGGCAGCCCCAGCCUGCCGUGCCAGGGAGUCUCCUAGCUGCUGCUCAGGGAGCUGGGGUGCUCUGCUUUCUGCUGUUCCCACGCUGCACUGUAACGCCCCGGUUCAGCCAUGCGACGGAGAGGCCGCUUCAAUGCACUCAAGAAACGCGCAGCACGGCGCCACUGCUACGACCUGCCCAAGGAGACCGCGAGAGCAGCCAAGGCUCUCGCAGCAGCUGCAGAGCAGCCCGUCAAAGAGGAGCCGUUGGAGGAGGCGUACGCCACGUGCUGGCUGCCUCUGCCCAGGGAGGCGAAGGUGGAGCAGGGCUGGGAGCGCACGAGGUGUGAGGAGAGCUUCCACCAGCAGGCCGAGCUGCUGGCCCCCAAGACGACCCACGAGCAGAAAGUGCUGCUGAUUUGCACGGAGUGCGGCCGGAGCUUCUCCUGCCCCAACAGCUUCAUGCUGCACCGGUGCCCGCACAGCGGGGAGACGCUGCAGAAGCCCUACGUCUGCCCGCACUGUGGCCGCACCUUCAGCUACAAGACCAGCCUGGGGGUGCACCUGCGUGCGCACACGGGCGAGCGCCCCUUCAUGUGCCCCUCCUGCGGGAAGAGCUUCAAGAGCAAGACCUACCUGGCGGUGCACCAGCGCGUGCACGCCCGCGUGCGGCCCUACGCCUGUGCCGAGUGCAGCAAGCGCUUCCUGCAGAAGCGAGACCUGAUGGUGCACCAGCGCGUGCACAGCAAGGAGAGCCCCUUCCCCUGCUCCGAGUGCGGCCGGCGCUUCCGCUACACGUCGAGCCUGGCCGUCCAUCAGCGCACGCACACCGGCGAGCGCCCCUUCCCCUGCUCCGAGUGCGGCCGGCAUUUUAAGUACAAGACCAACCUGCUGAUCCACCAGCGCAUGCACACCGGCGAGCGCCCCUACCCCUGCCCACAGUGCAGCAAGAGCUUCACCUGCAGCACCAACCUCAUCAUGCACCAGAUCACCCACGACAGGCAGGGCGCCCGGCAGCAGGAGGGGCCACGGGAGCUGCCGGCAGCCAGGCGGCGUGAGAGGGAGAGAGCCCACACGGCCGACCAGCCCUUCGUGUGUGCUGAGUGCGGCAAAGGAUUCAAGAAGCAUGGCUUCCUUAUCAUCCACCAGCGGACCCAUUGCCCAGCGCCUGCCGGAGCUAGCCCAGAGCAGGCAGCUGGGCCAGGGAAAGCCACGUGCCCCCCUCCACACCUACCCCUCACUCUCAACAGGGAGUAGCUUGGAGCACAAGGCACCGAGGGAGCAUCUGACCAAGGGACUUGCUAGCCACAAGUGAAAGGCCACAGGGGUGGGCUGGGCAUGCCUGCUGUGUGCUCUACUGCAGGCUGGUGUGGCUGGGCCCAGCCCCUCCCUGAGCCUCGGGCAUUGUGCCCCACGCUGACUUCAGUGUGCUCUGAAAUAAACCAUUCCCCACA